Ogataea parapolymorpha DL-1 is the source of this 1236-nucleotide messenger RNA. RefSeq names its product LETM1 domain-containing protein YLH47, mitochondrial. Gene Ontology annotation, cellular component: mitochondrial inner membrane. Gene Ontology annotation, biological process: intracellular monoatomic cation homeostasis. The transcript has a single exon. Bases 1 to 1236 code for a protein of 411 amino acids. NCBI's taxonomy places the organism in Eukaryota, Fungi, Ascomycota, Pichiomycetes, Pichiales, Pichiaceae. The record is from RefSeq and is a predicted model, not a curated record. Gene Ontology annotation, molecular function: ribosome binding.
AUGUACUCGACCACUGACCAGGAGUCCAACGAGAAACAGUUGACGAAGACGGAAGUCUCGCCACCAAAGCUUACAUUGGGUCAGAAGAUCAUGAAGGAAGUGCAACAUUAUUGGCAUGGAACGAAACUUCUAGGCUAUGAAAUCAAAGUUUCGUCAAAAUUGCUUAUCAAGAUGCUGGCAGGUUACGAAUUGACCAGAAGAGAGACCAAACAAUUGACUAGAACGACGACAGAUAUCCUUAGACUAGUGCCUUUCUCUGUAUUCAUUCUGGUUCCUUUUGCAGAGCUUUUGCUGCCAGUGGCUCUCAAAUUGUUCCCCAACAUGCUGCCUUCCACAUACGAGUCAGAGAAGGACCGAAAACGGAAGACAUCCAAUUUGGCCAAUACCAGACAAAAAGCAUCGGAGUUCAUCCAAAAGACUUUUCGUGAAAGUGGAUUAAUUUUGCCAACCAAGAUAGAUGAGGCUGAUAAAGAGUUAUUCGUUAAAUUCUUCAAAACCAUCCACAGAGGAGCCAAGCCCAGCCACGAGGAAUUGAUAAAAAUAGCGAGAUGUUUUAAGAAUGACCAAGUUCUAGAUAACCUCUCACGUCCGCAAUUGGUGGCCAUGUCAAGAUAUAUGGGAAUGUCCGCAUAUGGAACAGAUGAGAUAUUGAGAUACCAAAUUAGACACAAGCUUAUGCAAAUCAUUAAGGACGACCGUGCCAUAGACUACGAGGGUGUGGACAGUCUGACCGUCCCGGAGCUAAAAACAGCAUGUGCCUCGCGUGGAAUCAAAACUACUGGUACAUCCCCAGCGCGUUUGCGGGAUGACUUGAGGAUUUGGUUGGACCUUCGAUUGAGACAGAAGAUUCCAUCCUCUUUGCUUAUUCUCUCCUCCACGUUCACAUAUGGUGAACAUGCUGACAGUUUUGAAAGCUACUAUGACGCGCUGUUGGCAGUUCUGUCCUCUAUUCCAGAUGAAUUAUACAAUGUCGCUAAACUCGAAAUGUUCCAGGACGAUGACGCAUUGAAGCUCAGCAUCCUCAAAGAGCAAGACGAGUUGAUCAAGGAAGAGAAUUUACGAAGCAAGAAUGUGAAGACUGGUUUGAAAGACGAUUUGAAUUUGGAUGAAUAUGAGGAAAAGAGAGACGAACCGGAAGAACCGAAGAGACUGAAAGAGCCAGAGGCACCAACGUCCAAGGAGAAGACAGGGGAGGAGUCUAAAGAAAUGGAGAAAAUAAAAGAAACAAGUAAAUAA